Molecule: messenger RNA, 3806 nt
Organism: Physella acuta
Lineage: Eukaryota; Metazoa; Mollusca; Gastropoda; Physidae
Product: extracellular signal-regulated kinase 2
Biological process (GO): protein phosphorylation
Molecular function (GO): MAP kinase activity; ATP binding
Source: RefSeq, a predicted model, not a curated record
CUUCCGCCAUCCAUGACAGUAUUAAUGAAACGAAAAGAUUCUCUAAAUAGUUCGUCAUGAAUGCAGAAAUCGAACCUCACAUUACAAAAAAAUAUGAGAUUAAGAAACGGUUAGGAAAAGGGGCAUAUGGAAUUGUCUGGAAAGCAAUUGAUCGUAGAACAGGUGAAGUGGUGGCUGUCAAGAAAAUAUUUGAUGCUUUUAGAAAUCAGACAGAUGCUCAGCGCACAUUCAGAGAGAUUAUGUUCCUUCAAGAGUUUGGUGAUCAUCCUAAUAUAAUAAAACUGCACAAUGUAAUCAAAGCUGAAAAUGACAAGGAUAUCUAUCUUGUAUUUGAGUUCAUGGAGACAGACCUCCACAAUGUUAUCAAAAGGGGCAAUAUUUUGAAAGAUGUUCAUAAACGUUAUGUAAUGUAUCAGCUGUUUAAAUCCACUAAGUAUCUGCACAGUGGAAAUGUUAUUCACAGAGAUCUUAAACCAUCUAACAUUUUAUUAGACAGCGAAUGUGUUGUAAAAUUGUGUGACUUUGGGUUAGCUAGGUCAUUAACCCAGAUCUCCAUGGAUGAGACAGGCGAUCCCAACUUGACUGAAUAUGUUGCUACACGGUGGUAUAGAGCUCCUGAAAUAUUACUUGCAUCACACAGGUACACCAAAGGAGUAGAUAUGUGGAGUUUGGGAUGUAUCCUGGGAGAAAUGUUGUUAGGAAAGCCAGUUUUCCCUGGCUCAUCAACAUUAAACCAAAUAGAGAGAAUUAUGGCUUCUAUACCAACACCAUCAAGAGCAGAUAUUGAUAGUUUAAAAACAUUGUAUGGAGUUUCUGUUCUUGAGAAGGCUGCUUCCACAGCUGGGAGAAACAGAAAAUCCUUUGAUGACAUGUUACCUGAUGCCCCAGCUGAUGGAGUUGAUUUGAUGAAAAAACUUCUGCACUUUAACCCAGAUAAAAGAAUUACAGCAGAAGAAGCCCUCCAGCAUCCAUUUGUCCAAAGGUUUCACAAUGCUAGUGCUGAAAUCAGUUUAAAUUUUGAUGUUGUUCCUCCUUUAAGUGAUGAUGUGCAGUUAACAGUAGAUGAGUACAGGAGUAAAUUAUAUGAGAUGAUAAUGCAGAAAAAAGCUGAACGAAGAAGGAGAAGAAAAGCAGAGGCAAAAAGUAGUGCGCUACAAAAAGAAGAAACAGAUGAAUAUCCACCUGAUUUUCCUCCAGAACACCCAGUCAAUGAAAAUGUUCACACAUCUCCCAAACGCCCUUCGCCACAAGUAGCACAAAAAUAUGGGCAUAUAGGAGACCAAGCCGGCUAUCAUCAUUCUGCUUUUGGUCGUACAGUACAUGAUCCUUCACAACCUGCACCUCAUCGACAAAAAGCAAUCGCUCGACAGAACAGUUAUGAAAAUGUUCAAGCAGCACAAAUGAAUGGGGGAAGGCACACAUCAGCUCCUGCAGCAAUGAGAGGUCAAGGAAGAUCUGUAGUUGCUCAGCGUGUUCAAAAUAACCCAACAAUUACACGUGACGAGAGAACUCGUGGUGGAAAUGGUUUAAUGGUUGCCAGUUCGCGUAUGGUACCUGGACAGCGUCCUAUUUCUGCUACCAAUACCAGGGCUAAGCCAGUUUUUGGGCGUAAACAGUUUAACAACGCCAUUAAUAAUCCUAGUGCAGGCGCACCCAAAGCUGUAUUUGGUAGCUAUUCUCAGGCUUAUGGCACGAUAUCUUCCAGUAGCUUGGCUGCUAUUCAACGCAAAUCUUGACUAGUGCACCCACACGAGGACUUCCAAUCCCAAGAACAGGUUUACUAUAUGACACCACCAAGAAUGAUGGAAGAACCGUACUACUACCCUCCAUCUCCUCCACUCCGACCAAAGACACUUUCUCAAAGAACUCACCAUCUACAGGAGAUGAGAGGCUAUCGACACUACUAACCAAGAGUGGAGGAAAAAACAUGACAAAAAUCUUGUGACUUUGAUAAGGGACAGUAAAGCUAUUUGUAACUCUUCUGUUAUCUUCUCAUUUGUGUGGAAAAAUAUCACUUUAAAAUUGUAUUGAAUUGAUUUUAUUUUCACUGUGGUGUAGAUGCUUUGAUGAAUGAUUCAUCAAUGGUAACAGUAAACUUUUCUUUGGUGGAAUUCUCAGGUGUGGGUUGUAAAACAUUGUAAAGAUCCAUGAAUAAGCCUUUGAUCAGUGUUUUUCAGUCUAGAGGAGCUGCAUCAAUCACAACCUUUGUACAUAAACAGUGAACAUUAUUUUAAAACUAGUUAAUAGAGAAAAGUUAUAGAUUUAGAAAAAUUGCUUUUUAAUUUAGUACUUCCUUAGCUGACUCAGAGAUAAAGAAAUAUAGUUAUUGCUGCUAUCAUCAAGUUUUUAUCCAAAGUAAAGCAGUGUUUGUUUAAAUAAAGACAAAAUUAAUUGCAGUCUUUGGCCUGUACUGUGACAAGUGACAGAAAAGAUACCAAUGGUUAAAAAAAGAUGCUUUGCUAAGUGCAGUUUUAAUAGAUAGUGUACAUGUCAACUUAACCUAUUGUCCCUUGUAGAAACAAGAUAAUAUAUUUUAAUGCGUAGCUGCACUUUUAAAUUUUUGACCAAGAUUAGAAUCGAGAUUUCAAAUUUUACAGGUCAAAGAACCCUUAUCAAAACAUAAAAUUCUGAAAUAAAUUGGAGACAAUGUCAAUCUUGUUAACUUAAAUGCUGUGUUCCAUUUAGCUAAAGGAUUUGUCCAUUAAUUAGUACAUUCAAUUAACGCUAUUGUGUUCAGUUACUUUUUAUUACAAUUUUUUUAUAAACUUGUAAUACAUAUCAUUUUGAGUUUCCAGUUUUAGUAAUCACUGUAAUAUUUUUAAUAUGUUUUUAUUUUUUUUUAAUUUAAGGGGAAAAUCUCUAGUGUGUUAUGGUGAAUGAGGAACCAUUAAUUUCCAAAACUGCUGAUGGGUGUUGUUUGAUAUCUUGUGAUUUGGUAGUUACUGGCCCUUGGUUGGAAAAGUUAACCCAAGGGUAUUUAAGUUUACUUGUACAUUCUGAUAACAUUUGACAGUAUUUAUACAAAGCAAAAAUUUAUUUACAAAUAUUUAUAUGAAUUUCACAUAUAACUUGUAUAUAAAUGUUUCUUUCACCAUUUAAUUUCUUUAGAAAAUUUUACAGUCAACUUAUUAAUACUAUAGUAUUUUUGGAAGUUUUUCAACCAUGCUUAGUACCACAUUGUUUAUUUAUUUUACAAGGCAUGGGAAAGUGAUAUGUAAGAAUCAUGUGAUAUGUUUGUAAAUAUAUGCAAAUUAAAAGCAAAUAUAGAAAUUAUCUGACACAAUACAUACAUAAACAGCAAUAACCCAUUUCUCUGUCCAGUUAAAAAUGGUGAUUAUUAACAUAUGGAUUAGAAAAUUGAUUUUUAUUGCUGUUUUGCAGUAUUGGCAGUUAAAAGUUCUAAAAGGGAAUGUUCUUUUCUCACAAAAGGUAAAUGAGUUAGUAAUGAAACAUUGCAAUUUCCGUCCUAAAUACUCUACCAUGGUUGUAUGUUACAUCACAUAAAAGACUAAUGUAAUAACUAAAAGCUUGUUCAAUUAAAAUGUCUGGUUACAUUUUUCAAAAUCCAUGUUAAUAAGAAAUUAUUAUGUGACUUGGAAGAUUUUUUUUGUUUUUUAUAAAAUUAAUACCAGCAAUCUGUUCUAUGCAAUCAGGUUUUCUACCAACAAAUUGCAAUAUAAUAUAUAUUUCAACUUCAAAUCCUGACCUUGGUAUUGGAACAGAUUUUGUAAUAAUUCUUGUUAGGAGAUAAGCUUAGUGUGAUGUACUCACUUUCAUUCUGUACUCAAAUUCAGUUGAUUAAAACA